CUGCUCUUGUAUGUGUCUAUGGUUGCAGGGACCCUUCAGCCCGGCGUCCUAUAUAUGUGUCUCUGCUACUGUUGUGAAACUACUACACUCAUCAUGGCUUGACAGUGCUCUCUGCUGACACCUCUGUCCAUGCCAGGAACUGUCCAGAGUAGAAGCAAACCUCUCCUGCUCCAGAGAGUGCACUGCCCUGAAAGAGUAUGUACAUGCAGCAGAUUUGUAGAUUUUAAGGAAAAGUUACCAACAGUUUGUCAAGCUGUUGCAGAGGCAGACUUCUUGGCUAUUGAUGGAGAAUUUUCAGGGAUUAGUGAUGGGCCAUCUUUUACCACUUUAACAAAUAGUUUGGACACACCAGAAGAAAGAUAUGAGAAGCUCAAGGAGCACUCUAUGGAAUUUCUUCUCUUUCAAUUUGGUCUGUGCACAUUUACGUAUGACAGUGAGGAAGCAAAGUACAUCAUAAAAUCCUUUAAUUUUUAUAUUUUCCCAAGGCCGUUCAAUAGACAUUCACCAGACAAGAAGUUUGUUUGUCAGAGCUCGAGUAUAGACUUUCUAGCCAACCAGGGUUUUGAUUUUAACAAAGUUUUUCGUGACGGUAUUCCGUACUUGAACCAAGAGGAGGAGAAACAGCUCAGAGAUCAACAGGAAGAUAAGCGUUACCACACAAAUGGUGCAAGCACAACGUGUUACAUGUAUGUUUUACCUGAUGCACCCAGGGCUCCAGUCGUUCCUGUAAUUCCUGAUGAUCAGAAAGAUUUUAUUGAUAACAUUGUGGUAUCUAUUGAUGAAUUUUUAAAAGAUGAAGAAAAGAAAGUUCUACAGCUAGAACCUUGUACUGGGUAUCAGAGGAAGCUUAUAUACCAGAUUAUGAACUGGAAGUUUCCACGAGGCACCCAUGUAGAAACUGUGGAGUCUCCAAAUAAUGAAAGGCACAUGGUUAUCACUAAAGUUGACGAAGACGAGCGGAAAACAAAAGAGCUCCAGAAAAAGGCCAAAGAGGAGGAAGACCUCAAUGAUGCUGUUGGCUUUUCUAGAGUUAUUCAUGCAAUUUCAUCCUCUGGUAAACUCGUAGUUGGACACAACAUGAUGUUGGAUGUCAUGCACACCAUAAAUCAGUUCUAUUGCCAGUUACCAGAUGACAUGGAAGAGUUUAAAAGAUUGACAAACUGUGUUUUCCCAAGAGUGCUGGACACUAAGCUUAUGGCUUCUACGCAGCCCUUUAAGGCAAUUAUAUCACAUACUGUCCUUGCAGAACUGGAAAAGCGAUUACAAACGGCCCCUUUUAAACCUCCUAAAGUUGAGAGUGCUGAAGGUUUUCCAAGUUAUGACACUAGUGCAGGACAACUUCAUGAAGCUGGAUAUGAUGCCUACAUCACAGGACUGUGCUUCCUUUCAAUGGCAAACUAUCUAGGUUCCUUUUUGAGUCCACCACAAACUUAUGUUACGGUUCAGUCUGAUGUAAUCACCCCAUUCUUUAACAAGCUGUUUUUAAUGAGAAUUAUGGACAUCCCAUACCUCAAUCUUGACGGUCCAGACUUGCUCCCGAAACGUGAUAAUGUUCUCCACGUGACAUUUCCUAAAGAGUGGAAAGCUAGUGACCUGUAUCAGCUGUUCAAUGCCUUUGGUAAAAUUCAGGUGUCUUGGAUUGAUGACACGUCAGCAUUUGUGACACUGACACAGCCAGAUCAAGUGCAGAUAGCAGUAAACAUCAGCAGAUUUGCUGAGAGCUAUUGUGUCCAAACAUAUGCCGAGUAUGUUGCAAAAAAAGAGAGGCAAAGCCUAACAAAAAGAAAACGAACUGACGAUGGAUGGAUGGAUUUUGAAAGGAAGAGGCCGAAAACACAGUACACUCUUGAUCAAUCACAUUCAACCAAGAGAUCUAUAAAUUCUGUUGAAGAAGAAUUGGUUGCUGCCAGUCCAGGAGAAGGCCAGGGAGAUGCAUCCAGUCCCUCAGCUUCAGAUGCAGCAAAUAGUAGGAAGCGUCAGAAAACAGACCCAGAUCAAGCAGAAUGCAGCAACAGUGUCUCUGAAGAAUUUGAGCUGGUGCACACUUGGUAGACACAUCGGUCACUCUUCUGCGAUACAAGCUUUGAAAGCCAUAUAUUUUACUUCUCAUUUGGACAUAAUUUGGAUGUGUAUGCAGGUCAUACUGAAUUACCACCUUGUGACUAUAUAAGCCUUUCUCCUAUUUUUGUACAACUGAGAAGCACAAUGGUGUUGGCCUGUAAAAUAAAUGUGGCUUAACAAUUCUGUUUUACUUGUCAUGCCCAGACUUUUCAUUGAACUUCUACAUAAAUCCUAAGGCUAUGGCUGUAAAUUUUAUAUCUUAAAGUAGAUUACAGAAUUUAAGGCUUCAUUGAUGGAAACUUUGUAAUAGGUAUACUGUGGCCUUUGUCACAUAAUCUCCAAAGGGACCUUUCAUCUGGAGUUUUAUAGCAAGAAAUCCAGACACUCUAUAGAAGUAUAUAUGUUAUACAUUAUUAAUCUCCUCCUUUCAAACAUGUUUUUACUGUAACAUUGCUGUGAUGUGUUUUGUGUCAUGUGAAUGUAAGGGUUUUCUUUUUUUUUUUUUUUUUUCUUUUCUUUUCUUUUUUUUUUUAUUGUUGUUGUACCUGUAGCGUUUUGUGUCUCCAGAUAUCACAAGGGUUGUGCACAUGGACUGUAUUUUCCAUCGUUAAUAUAUAUUUAUUGUAAUCACUCUUAAUUAUUGUGUAUGUAUAAUUCAUACCUAUGCCAUGUGUUAAGCCUCACUGUUAGGUUUAAAACCUAAGUUUAUUUUUAGAAAAAAUUUGAUUAAAAAUAUUGCCUGAGAUGGAGAAUUGAUGCUUUAACACUUUUGUAAUAAUCUACUGUGACCAAAAUGCACGGAGGACCUGAGUCAUAAGACGAGUCACUGACUGGUUGCUAUGAGCAUUCUCUGCCCGUAAUCCCAAGUCUGAAUUUGCUUAAAUCUUCUGAAUGACUUAUAGAUAGACCAUUUUACGUGAAUCCUAGUCAGAUUUUUGUAGAAAUAAAAGUGGGUGGAUAACCUUGUAUGCAGUCUGAUACCUCUACACGUUUGUUUUUCCUUUCCGCAGUGGUUUUCCCAAUUCUUUGAAAAAUAUUUCUUUCGGAAUGUGAUUUUUGUUGUAUGUGUUUUUUUUUGUUUUUUUUUUUUAAAUAAAUUUAGUUUACACCUUUUUUGGAGAACAUGUGAGGUACUAACUUCUAGAAGAUAAAUGUGUAUGUGGAAACUAAAUUCAGUUUUGGUUUGUAUAAUAUUUUGUAAAAGAAAAUAUGAAUUUUGGGAAAAAUCUAUAUAAUAAAAACAUGCAAAUGAAACCAGCUGUAUAGAUCUGCAAUAGUCUAUUUAUUUCAGAGCUAUUUAACUUUUUGUACCAUGGGAAUAAAAGUGCCUGGUUUAUUUCCUUAAUGUAAAAUUAAAGUAACUUUUG
Hyla sarda is the source of this 3428-nucleotide messenger RNA. RefSeq names its product poly(A)-specific ribonuclease (gene PARN). Bases 130 to 2052 code for a protein of 640 amino acids. The transcript has 25 exons. Gene Ontology annotation, molecular function: metal ion binding; RNA binding; poly(A)-specific ribonuclease activity. Gene Ontology annotation, biological process: nuclear-transcribed mRNA poly(A) tail shortening. The record is from RefSeq and is a predicted model, not a curated record. Gene Ontology annotation, cellular component: nucleus; cytoplasm. Lineage: Eukaryota; Metazoa; Chordata; Amphibia; Anura; Hylidae.